UUUAUAAUUCAUCAUAAUAUUUUGAGUCUAUGAGACAUUUCUUUCCUAUCCCUAUAAAUACAUCAGCAACUUUCCUCCACCCUGCAACUACUUAUCCAACAAUCAGUACAUUUGUCCAUAGAUGUCGAUCUUCCCCAGCUUAUUCGGUCGUAAGACUAACAAGCCAGCUGCUGCUUCCCAGGAUCCCAUGUCGCUUGACAUCUGGGAUGCCUGCGAAGGCUUCUCGAUUGCUACCACCACGCUAGCCCUUCCUGCAGCCUCCGCCGCCGUGAGCAUGGAUUGGAAGGAGACUGCGGACCACCAUGUCUUCCUGGCGGACUUCCCCGGAGUGAAGAAGGAGGAGGUGAGCAUCGAGGUGGAAGAAGAGAAGGUCCUCAAGAUAAGCGCCCAAAGAGCUAAGGUGAGCGAAGAGAAAGGAGAUAAGUGGCACCGUUUGGAACGCAACCACGACAAGUUCUUUCGCAGCAUAAGGUUACCUCAGGACACCAACACUGAGGAGAUGAAGGCCAAGCUGGAGAAUGGAGUGCUGGUGGUGACCGUGCCCAAGAAGCAGGACAAGAAGGCGCAGACUAGGCUCGUGCAAAUUGCUGGCUAAAGGCAUGAACAGCUAGUUAGUGAAACUAUAUAUAUAUAUGAGAUGGAGUGACCAAUCUUGCACUGUGGUGCAAGAGUACAGAUUUUAAAUAAACUUUGUGUUGUUUGCCAUGAAAAAGUAGUAUUGUCUCUAGGAGCUUGGUCUGCAUGCUCCACUUCAGAGACUGAAAGAAUGAACUAUGGACUCUGACUCA
Messenger RNA from Zingiber officinale, 788 nucleotides. RefSeq names its product 18.1 kDa class I heat shock protein-like. Gene Ontology annotation, biological process: response to hydrogen peroxide; response to salt stress; protein folding. Lineage: Eukaryota; Viridiplantae; Streptophyta; Magnoliopsida; Zingiberales; Zingiberaceae. The coding region runs from base 122 to 595 and encodes 157 amino acids. The record is from RefSeq and is a predicted model, not a curated record. The transcript has a single exon.